Messenger RNA from Egretta garzetta (little egret), 2087 nucleotides. RefSeq names its product myosin regulatory light chain 2, smooth muscle minor isoform. Lineage: Eukaryota; Metazoa; Chordata; Aves; Pelecaniformes; Ardeidae. Gene Ontology annotation, molecular function: calcium ion binding. The record is from RefSeq and is a predicted model, not a curated record. The transcript has 4 exons. Gene Ontology annotation, cellular component: cytoplasm. The coding region runs from base 1 to 678 and encodes 225 amino acids.
AUGCACGCAGGAUUUAAAAGUGUGGAAUUAGCAGGGGAAAUCGGUAAUGCUCUUUGUAGACAGACUGAGAAGGACGUAACCAUGGAGUAUCCUUUUAUGAUCCAGAUGCUUGGUACAGCAUGCCAUGUAUCUGAUACAAAGCAAGAACCAACAGCCAACAUGUCUAGCAAAAGGGCAAAGACGAAGGCCACCAAGAAGCGCCCUCAGCGUGCCACUUCCAAUGUAUUUGCCAUGUUUGAUCAGUCGCAGAUUCAGGAAUUCAAGGAGGCCUUCAACAUGAUCGACCAGAACAGGGAUGGCUUCAUUGACAAAGAGGACUUGCACGAUAUGCUCGCCUCCCUUGGGAAGAAUCCAACGGAUGAAUACCUAGAUGCCAUGAUGAAUGAGGCUCCAGGCCCCAUAAACUUCACAAUGUUCCUGACAAUGUUUGGUGAGAAGUUAAAUGGCACCGAUCCGGAAGACGUCAUCAGGAAUGCUUUUGCGUGCUUUGAUGAAGAAGCAACAGGGUUCAUCCAGGAGGACUACCUGCGGGAGCUGCUGACGACGAUGGGGGACAGGUUCACAGACGAAGAGGUAGAUGAGCUGUACAGAGAGGCGCCCAUCGACAAAAAGGGGAAUUUCAACUACAUUGAAUUCACGCGCAUCCUGAAACACGGAGCAAAAGACAAGGAUGACUGAGCAAAUCCCUGGAUACCUGCAGAUUAUCUCUGCUUUCCACAUAACGUUUAUUUUUGAGGGUUUCUUCCUGAUAGAACUUGUUGCAUGCAUUUAGCUUUACAGCUUUUGCCUUUCUCAAUGUAUUUAUCUAUUCCAGGCCGUUUGGGCACAUUUGCACCUGUGUAAUCAGACUGGAAGUGGGGAAAAUAUUGCGAGGAAAGGGAUAUGGGGACAAAGAUCCAUGGACUUGGUAGUCCAGGAAAAUAAUCUCAAUGUUUCUGGUUUAGCUGGAUUUUUACAUUUUUUUGUAAUAAAUGCCAUUUUGAAAUAAAGAUUGCUAUAUAGAUAAAAUACCUCAAAUUCUUUUGUGAAGAAUGACAUUUCUAUAAUGCGUUUACAAAUGCAGGUGUUAAUUGUAUUUCACUUGCAGUUGCAAAUCGAGCUGGAAAACUCAAUUUUUGUAAUGUUUUAUGCAGUUCGAAAUGGCUCUGAGCAGCACGUGCCUCCAGUUUUUGAAGUGGCAUCUGACUGGUGUUAGUUAGCCAAAGCAGUGGUUAGGGAAGACUGUUAAAAUUGCCUAACAGCCAGCAGAGAACAUUUAUGAUUCUUAAGCAGAUAUCGUGCCCAGCUUUUAUUUCCUUUUGAUAUUAAUAGGUUUUUUUAGCAAUCUUUUAAUGUCAAAAGUUUGUGGUCCUGUUUGCUAAGUUUUUAUGCUGGCAAUAAGUGGGAAUUGGGCAUAUUUCUUCCCUUCUGCUGAAGGAAGCUUGUGCAAAGGAAUCUGUCUCUUGAGUACACUGUGCUGGCACUGAUUAACAGUGAUACAGAGCCAGAAGGCUUUAUUGAUCUGCAGCUUUUAAUCUGUGUGUGAGAACACAAGCAAAGUAGUUCUGAGAAUUAACUUGGUAACCCCCUAGUUGUGCUGAAGUCCCUCUCACUUUUAAAAAAAAUCACACAUUUUCCUCUGCUACACUGAUAAGAUGGCUUUUAAGCAAGCAGGACUCAUUUAUUCGAAACCAGCUGUGCUGAUGCCGUUGUCUCAAAUACAAAGAAGAGAGGAAGGUUGUUCUUUUAGUUCUCAGCAGGACCGGGUCCUUCCAUGUGUCUCAUUCUCUUGGCUACUGGAAGCUGAAAAGCAUGAGGGGAAUUUAUCUUACCUACAUAUUUAUCAGUUGAAAUUAUGACCACUUAUCCAGAAACCAUGCCCUCAGCUAUUUCACUUGACUUAGAAGGCUCCAAGGAAUAGGAAUUUUAUUUUGGGUAAAGGGCUUGUAAAAGCUGGGACAGCAUAUACUCUGAGGAGGGUUUCUCUCGUGUCCUGUGUGGUAGCACGGAGGCUUAGUUACUCAAUCUUGCCUGUGUUCCCAGCAAGGUGGUUCUUGAAGGUAUUCUGGCUUUAGCUCUGUAAGUAAGUUAGCUUCACAAAAUAUACU